CAAGUCACAUAUUGCAUGGAGGGAGAGUGCUGCAGCUUGCAGCAUAGAGAGAACUCCGAAGAAACCAAGAUGACACAUACUGAAGUAAAAUCACUGGAUGUGAUUCUUGACAAUGGGCAGAGAGAAGGUUACUGCUCUGGUGAAGUAGUGUCUGGGCAUAUUUCUGUCAAACUCUCGGAAGCCACCACAGUCAAAAGCAUAGAAGUAUUACUGAAGGGAUAUGCUCAGGUGAGUUGGAUGCAUAAACGAUCCGGCUGUUCGGAAGAGAGGAAAUGUCUCUCUUUAUCCAAGACACUUGUUGCAACAACAGGUACCCAAGACCUCAUCCUUGAUAGUGGUACACAUGAGAUCCCUUUUGACCUGCAACUACCUCAAAAUCAUUUGGUUUCCACUUUCUCUGGAAAACAUGGCCGUGUUUACUACAUGGUGCAGGCAGUUUUAAAAAGGCCUUUCCAUGAGAGUCUACGUGUUUGCAGAGAACUUUGCGUCAUCAGUCAUACUAAUGUCAGUGUGCCAACAUUAAUGUCUCCAGUGUCACAAACCUGUAAGAAGAUGAUUGGCUGCUGGAUCUUUACGUCUGGUCCUGUCUCACUGACUGUCAGCUUAAACCGACAAGGUUAUUGCAGUGGAGAAUCAGUCCCAGUCAAUGCUCUGAUUGUGAACCGCUCAUCUCGCCUGGUUGUGCCAAAAUCAGUGUUAUACCAGAUACAGACUUAUACAGCCAAGGGUAAAACAAAAUGCAUAAAACAGGUGGUUGUCAGUGCCAGAGGAAAUGUUGUGCCACCUGACACUUCCAGUAGGUGGAAUGGAAACACACUAACGAUUCCUCCAGUUUCUCCCUCCAUUCUGAAUUCAGACAUCCUGAGAGUGGAGUACGUACUUGCAGUUAUUGUUCAGAUACCAGGUGCCAAAAAUCUCGAAGUGCAGCUUCCAGUGGUGAUCGGUACCAGUGGUCUUGGCAUGAUCAGUUGUUCCAUUGUGAACAUGAGCUUGCUAUAUCCCACAUUUACCCUUCCAGACAUAGCUGAAGCCCCUCCCAGCUAUGCAGAGAUUAUGUCAGAAGAACAGUUUGAGGAGCACAGGACUUCAACCUGCCAAUCACUACCAGACUGGCUGCUAGAUUCCUCAGCAUUUGCUUGCAUUCAGCAGUUCCACCUCCAGCCGCCUCCUUCUUAUUCAGAGAUUUACCCAAGUGAACAGUAAGCUUUUAGCCAAGUUUCUUGUGGGGGAGACCAAAGAACCACCUUCUGCCUUCUUUUUUUUCAUUGUUUAUGGAUUGCUGGUAAAAUAUUUGUUUUGAUCAUGAAAUCAUGCCAAAGUUCUGAAAGCAGACUACUGACUUCUCACAAGUUUUGUACACUUUGCACUUUUGCUGUUUUUCUGUACUUUUUUCUGUUAUUGUGAUGCCAAUUGUUUAUAGUUCACACAAAAAUGAAAAUUCUGUCA
This is a messenger RNA of Labeo rohita (rohu), 1446 nucleotides long. RefSeq names its product arrestin domain-containing protein 4. Gene Ontology annotation, molecular function: ubiquitin-like ligase-substrate adaptor activity. Gene Ontology annotation, biological process: protein transport. Gene Ontology annotation, cellular component: cytoplasm; plasma membrane. The transcript is spliced from 9 exons. The coding region runs from base 16 to 1203 and encodes 395 amino acids. NCBI's taxonomy places the organism in Eukaryota, Metazoa, Chordata, Actinopteri, Cypriniformes, Cyprinidae. The record is from RefSeq and is a predicted model, not a curated record.